AUCAAAACUAUUAUUCAAAUAUAAAUUCCUCGGAGUUUUCUUAAUAUAUCCAUUCACAAGAUCCCAGAUAGACUCAGAACAGAUACGAAGUUAUGGCGGCGACAUAUACUAUCAAAGAACAAAUGGAAGGGUUCCCCUUGUUCCAAAUGAUCAUCAUAGGUUGUUUGCGUCUAAGUGAACCCAUUGCUUUCACAUCCAUGUUUCCCUAUAUCUAUUUCAUGAUUAGAAGUUUUGGUGUGGCUAAAAAUGAAGCUGAAACUUCAAGAUAUAGUGGUUAUUUGGCUUCAUCAUUUGCCUUCAGUCAAUUCAUAUCGACGGUCCAAUGGGCAAAAUUAUCGAAUCGAUAUGGUAGAAAAUCAAUUUUAUUACUCGGAUGUCUGGGAACUGCUAUAUCCAUGUUAGUGUUUGGCUUUAGUACCAAUUUUUAUAUGGCUAUGUUUGCUAGAGCUCUUAUGGGAUUACUUAAUGGUAAUGUGUCAAUCAUUAGAACUACCGUGGGUGAAAUUGCUCAUGAAAAGAGACAUCAAGCUUUAGCAUUUUCAAAUUUGACUUUAUUAUGGAGUCUUGGUAGAUGUGUUGGAGGUUGGUUAGGUGGUUAUUUAACUGAUACCGAUAAACUUAAUCUUUCUCCUGAUCCUAAUCAAGAACCAGUAAAAGCAGAUCCUAAUGCUCCAUUUUUUGAUAAACAUCCAUUUGCAUUUUCAAAUAUCGUGGUGGCUAUUAUACUAUCGUGUUUCAUCAUUAUUGGGUUCUUAUUCUUAGAAGAAACUCAUGAUGAUUAUAAACAUAAAAGAGAUAUUGGAUUGGAUAUGGGAGAUUUCAUAAGAAAAAGAUUAGGUUUCACACCCCCUGAUAGACCAUGGAAAUCUCAAAGAUAUACAAAUGAUUUUGAACAAAGUGAGUUCUUAAUUGCGGAAGAAGAUGAUGAAGAAAAUACAGAAAAUCUUGAAUUACAAUCCUUCCCAUAUGAUGAAGAAGAUAAUAAAAAGGAAUCUAUCAAACAUGAAAUCAUGCAAAAGGAAAACUCUCAAGAUUCUGCAUCACCACCAACAUCAUCAGCAUCUUCUACCAAUGAUGAAAACGAAGAUGAUAGUAUUAGAAAUUUACCUGCUCAAGUGGUUCAUGUCAUUUGUAAUGAUUUUAUGAUUAAAUUUCUGAAUAUUAUUUAUGCUGAAUUUUUCCCCGUUUUCUUAGCUAAGGUUAUUUCAAUCGACGAUCUUAAAUUCCCUUUCCAUAUUAGAGGUGGAUUUGGAUGGAAUUCAGAUGCCAUUGGUUGGUUAUUAUCAUUUACAGGAUUAUUAGGAGUAUUUGUCGUAUCAUUCUUAUUCCCGGUCAUAACGAAAUUCUUUCAACCGAAAGCUGCGUAUAAGAUUGGUUUAUUAUGUUAUCCCUUCAUUUAUUUUUCAAUCCCACUAUAUAUUUUUACUAUUCCCCAAUAUUAUCCUGGAAUUCAUCCAUUUGUUUCAAAGGCGUUAUUAUACUUCACAGCUUGUUUAACGUCGUUUUCAUCAUCAUUAACUGCUUCACAAGGGAUUAUUUUAAUCCAUAGAGCUUCUCCUAAACGUCAAAGAGCGUUGAUCAAUAGUUAUAAUAUGAGUAUGGCUGCUCUUUCAAGAUGUGCGGGCCCCAUUUUAUUUGGGUGGAUCAUUUCUCAUUUUGAAAUAAUGGGGUAUGAAGGAUUUUCUUGGUGGACACUUGCUUUAUUUUCAUUGUGUGCUUUGUUUUACUCAUUUAAAUUAACAGGUGAAGAGUAUGAAGGGAAUUGAUUUCUUUACAUUUGUGUUAUAGUUACACCAUUUGGUUUUGUUGUAUACGUUUACUAAUAGAGAUUUAUUUUAUUUAUUAUAAUCACUGUCAAUACUGUUUGUAAUUUGGUGUCUCAUAAAGCUAUAUUAUUAAUGAACCCACGACUCCUGAACACU
This is a messenger RNA of Scheffersomyces coipomensis, 1922 nucleotides long. Its product is annotated as MFS transporter. The coding region runs from base 93 to 1766 and encodes 557 amino acids. NCBI's taxonomy places the organism in Eukaryota, Fungi, Ascomycota, Pichiomycetes, Serinales, Debaryomycetaceae. Gene Ontology annotation, biological process: transmembrane transport. The transcript has a single exon. The record is from RefSeq and is a predicted model, not a curated record. Gene Ontology annotation, molecular function: transmembrane transporter activity.